AUGGAGGCUUGCUGUUUUACAAAUCAUGAGUCAGUGAAAAAUCAGUUUCAUGUAAAAAUUUUGGUUCUGAAUUCUUCAACUGUGCCUAAAACACUUAAAUAUGGUAAAAUUUGGGAACUUGCCCAACAGGCUGCUCAACUUUCCAUUGAACAAAAUAAUUAUCAAGAGAUGCAAGAAACAACGACUAUACUUACGAAAAAACGUAAUCAAGAAAAUGAAGAGUAUGAUGUUAAUAAAGAAAAUGAAUUUAAUCAAGUCAAAAAUCCAUUAGUAUCUUAA
Molecule: messenger RNA, 279 nt
Organism: Racocetra fulgida
Lineage: Eukaryota; Fungi; Glomeromycota; Glomeromycetes; Diversisporales; Gigasporaceae
Source: the annotation of a GenBank genome assembly